Juglans microcarpa x Juglans regia is the source of this 1611-nucleotide messenger RNA. RefSeq names its product elongation factor 1-gamma. Gene Ontology annotation, biological process: translational elongation. Gene Ontology annotation, molecular function: glutathione transferase activity; translation elongation factor activity. The record is from RefSeq and is a predicted model, not a curated record. The transcript has 7 exons. Lineage: Eukaryota; Viridiplantae; Streptophyta; Magnoliopsida; Fagales; Juglandaceae. The coding region runs from base 140 to 1411 and encodes 423 amino acids.
CUCUCUCUCUCUCUCUGAAGGAAAUGUUUUCCUUUUUAAUCGAUCGCGUCGUUUCACACCGUUUGCUAUUUCAAGGAUUCAGUUUUGUAUUCUUUUUAUCAGAUCCGAGAUCGGUGGGGAAACGUUUUUCCGUGAAGCCAUGGCUCUGAUCUUGCAUACUGGGAACAGGAACAAAAAUGCUUACAAGGCACUCAUUGCUGCGGAGUACACUGGUGUGGAAGUGGAACUGGUCCCAGAUUUUGAGAUGGGUGUCUCUAAUAAAACUAAAGAAUUUCUCAAGAUGAACCCUAUCGGGAAGGUUCCUGUGCUGGAAACACCUGAUGGCCCUGUCUUUGAGAGCAAUGCUAUAGCACGUUAUGUUACUCGCCUGAAGGCUGACAAUCCUCUAUUUGGUUCUUCCCAUGUUGAUUACGGCCAUAUAGAGCAGUGGAUUGAUUUUGCAUCAUUGGAAAUUGAUGCUAAUCUCUCGUCUUGGUUUAGACCUAGAAUGGGCCGCGCUAUAUACCUCCCUCCGGCCGAGGAAGCUGCAAUAUCUGCAUUGAAGAGAGCACUUGGUGCUCUGAACACUCAUCUUGCUUCCAAUACAUACCUCGUCGGGCAUUCUGUGACCCUGGCUGAUAUUGUUAUGACAUGUAACUUAUACUCUGGGUUCACCCAGCUCAUGAUUAAGAGCUUUACGUCUGAGUUCCCUCAUGUGGAGAGAUACUUCUGGACCUUGGUUAAUCAGCCAAAUUUCAAGAAGAUUCUGGGUGAGGUGAAACAGACCGAGUCUGUGCCACCUGUUGCAUCUGCAAAAAAGCCUUCUCAACCAAAGGAAUCUGCUAAGCCAAAGCUUAAGGAUGAUUCAAAGAAAGAAGCCAAAAAGAUGGAGCCGCCAAAGCCCAAACCAGAAGCUGGCGAGGAAGAGGAGGCCCCAAAGCCCAAACCUAAGAACCCUCUAGAUCUGCUGCCCCCGAGUAAGAUGAUCCUGGAUGACUGGAAGAGGCUUUACUCAAACACCAAAACCAACUUCCGCGAGGUUGCUAUUAAAGGGUUUUGGGACAUGUACGACCCUGAGGGAUACUCUCUUUGGUUCUGUGAUUACAAAUACAAUGAUGAGAACACUGUUUCCUUUGUAACACUGAACAAGGUCGGUGGAUUUCUUCAGAGGAUGGAUCUAGCUCGCAAAUAUGCUUUUGGAAAGAUGCUAGUGAUAGGUUCUGAGCCACCAUUCAAGGUGAAGGGGCUGUGGCUCUUCCGUGGGCAAGAAAUUCCACAAUUUGUGCUCGAUGAGUGCUAUGACAUGGAGCUAUAUAACUGGAGGAAGGCAGAUAUUGCAGAUGAAGCCCAGAAGGAGCGUGUCAAUCAGAUGAUUGAAGAUUAUGAGCCUUUUGAGGGCGAGCCUCUUCUGGAUGCCAAGUGUUUCAAGUGAAUUGAUCCCAAUCCUUGGCUAGAAAGUUGUGCAUUUAUUGUGCCUUUUUUUUUAGCUGGUAGAGUUUUUCUUCUUUGUAUUUAAAACAGAGCGAAGUAUGCUAGACUUUUUGUUCUUGAGUGGCCUAUUAUUUAUAGAAUAGUGUUACAUGUACUUGCAAUUUUACUUAUAAGAUUCAUUUUGUUAAUUUUAUUUUGAAA